Quercus lobata is the source of this 1361-nucleotide messenger RNA. RefSeq names its product probable aldo-keto reductase 2. Gene Ontology annotation, cellular component: cytoplasm. NCBI's taxonomy places the organism in Eukaryota, Viridiplantae, Streptophyta, Magnoliopsida, Fagales, Fagaceae. The transcript has 5 exons. Bases 121 to 1152 code for a protein of 343 amino acids. The record is from RefSeq and is a predicted model, not a curated record.
UUGGCUAUAAAAGGCAGCAACAAGUAGUAGUAGCAGCAUUAUCAAAAAAAAAGUAGUAGUAGCAGCAGCAGAAGAAGUUGAUUGUUGAAGGAAAAAAGAAGAAGAAGCAAAGAAUUAAUAAUGGGUGGAAGAGUAGAGAGAAUAAAGCUGGGUUCACAGGGACUGGAGGUGUCUGCACAAGGCUUAGGGUGCAUGGGAAUGUCCGCCUUCUACGGUCCUCCAAAACCUGAUGAAGACAUGAUCUCUCUCAUCCAUCAUGCCAUCCACACUGGUGUCACUUUACUCGACACCUCCGACAUCUAUGGCCCCUUCACCAAUGAAAUCCUCCUUGGAAAGGCUUUGAAGGGAGGGGUAAGAGAGAAGGUGGAAUUGGCAACAAAGUUUGGUAAUAGCUUUGCGGAUGGGAAGAGGGAAAUCCGUGGCGAUCCAGGGUAUGUGAGAGCAGCUUGUGAGGCCAGUUUGAAGCGCCUCAAUAUUGAUUGUAUUGAUCUCUAUUAUCAGCAUCGUGUUGACACCCGCGUUCCCAUUGAAGUCACGAUUGGAGAACUCAAGAAACUAGUUGAAGAGGGUAAAGUGAAGUAUAUAGGUCUAUCUGAGGCCUCUGCUUCUACAAUCAGAAGGGCACAUGCGAUUCAUCCCAUAACUGCUGUGCAGCUAGAGUGGUCUUUGUGGUCUAGAGAUGUGGAGGAAGAAAUAAUUCCUACUUGCAGGGAACUAGGGAUUGGGAUUGUGGCAUAUAGUCCUCUAGGACGAGGGUUCUUUUCGUCUGGGUCUAAGGUUCUUGAAAAUUUGACGGACGAUGAUUUCCGAAAGUUCCUACCCAGGUUCCAACCUGAAAAUCUGGAGCAUAACAAAACCAUAUUUGAGCGUGUUAAUGAAAUGGCAGCAAGGAAGGGAUGCACCCCAUCACAACUAGCAUUGGCUUGGGUUCAUCACCAAGGAAAGGACGUGUGUCCCAUACCUGGAACCACCAAGAUUGAAAACUUUAACCAAAACAUUGGAGCUCUGUCUGUGAAACUAACACCAGAAGAAAUGGUUGAACUUGAAUCAUUUGUUGCUGAGGAUGUCGUGAAGGGCGACAGAUAUACGAAGGACGUUGCAACUUGGAAGGAUUCUGAAACCCCGCCACUUUCUUCAUGGAAAGCUACAUAAGCACAAGUCUAUUUCUAUGUAUCAAUAUGUACGUGAGUUUCAUGAGCUUUUGUCAUUCGUCAUGUAUCCACAAGUACGUUGAGUUUAGGUUGAGUUCUUGACUGCUUAAAGAAUAAGUACGUUAUGAUGAAAAUAAUAUAUGCUUGUAAAUUAUUAUCAUACCAGCUUUAACGACCUCGAUUAUAAACAUAGAAUACAAAUUAUCUAUC